AUGGCAGCAAACUGCAACGAAGUCCGCAAGCUCGAGGACAAGUUCGAUGAUCUGGAACUCAACCACAUCGCAAGACGCUUCAACGCGGCAGCUGACGAGCUAGCAAAGGCGGCGUCUGGCCGGAAGCCAGUCUCCGACGGUGUCUUUAUCAGCGACCAGUACAAGCCCUCAAUCCGCUACAAGGAGCUGGGAGAGGGCGGCAACGCGCCACCUAUCCUGGACUCCGGAGCCGACCCGGGAGAGGUCGGCCACAUGCCACCUAUCCUGGACUCGGAGGCCAAUGCCUCUGACCUCGAGGUCAUGGAAAUCGACACAAACCUAGCAGAGGGGCCCGACCCCCUGCCUGACUGGAGAGCCCCGUACCUCAAUUACCUCCUCCGCGAGUUGCUCCCGACGGACAAGACAGAGGCGCGAAGAAUCGCCCGCCGCGCCAAAUCUUUUGUCAUCAUCGACUGGGAGCUCUACAAGCAAAGCCAUACCAGAAUCCUGCAAUGCUGCAUCCCAAUCGAGUAUGGAAAGGCGUUACUCCAGGACAUCCACGCCGGAGCCUGCGGCCACCACGCUGCACCGAGAACCCUCGUCGGAAACACCUUUCGACAGGGCUUCUACUGGCUGAUGGCAGUAGCUGACACCACCCGCAUGGUGCGCACCUACGAAAGGUGCCAGUUCCUCACGUGA
This is a messenger RNA of Setaria italica (foxtail millet), 678 nucleotides long. RefSeq lists its product as uncharacterized. The record is from RefSeq and is a predicted model, not a curated record. NCBI's taxonomy places the organism in Eukaryota, Viridiplantae, Streptophyta, Magnoliopsida, Poales, Poaceae. The transcript has a single exon. Gene Ontology annotation, molecular function: nucleic acid binding. Bases 1 to 678 code for a protein of 225 amino acids.